AAAACCUCAAACCUCUCGAUUCCCACCUCACCAUCCCAAAAACGGGGAGACACAGAGGAGGCGGAGAAAACUAGAGAGAGAAACAGGGCGAGCCAUGGCCGCUUCCUCCUCCGUCACCGCCGCGCAGGCCCUCGUCGGCCGCACCAUCUCCGGCCACUCCUCCCCCUCCCCUUGCCACCCCGACUGCCUCGCCUUCGGCCUCAGCUCCGUCGCUGGCCGCGCCCUCAAGACUCCCCCCGCCCCUCGCCUCCAGAACCGGCGCCCACAGGCCGCCUCGAGGCCUCGCCGAUCCGCCGUCACGAGGGCGGCGGCGGUGGAGACGCUGGAGGAGAAGGCCGCCACGGAGGCCCUGCUGGAGAAGUCGAUCAACACGAUCCGGUUCCUGGCCGUCGACGCCGUCGAGAAGGCCAACUCCGGCCACCCGGGACUCCCUAUGGGGUGUGCCCCGAUCGGCCACAUCCUCUACGACGAGGUCAUGCGCUACAAUCCCAAGAACCCCUUCUGGUUCAACCGCGACCGCUUCGUGCUCUCCGCCGGACACGGCUGUAUGCUCCAGUACGCCCUGCUUCACCUUGCGGGUUACGAUAGCGUCAAGGAGGAGGAUUUGAAGGCUUUCCGGCAGUGGGGGAGCAAAACUCCUGGUCAUCCUGAGAAUUUUGAAACUCUGGGAGUUGAAGUCACUACUGGUCCUCUUGGUCAGGGUAUUGCAAAUGCUGUUGGAUUGGCACUUGUUGAGAAGCACCUAGCUUCCCGCUUCAAUAAGCCUGACAUGGAGAUCGUUGAUCAUUACACGUAUGUUAUACUUGGGGAUGGUUGCCAAAUGGAGGGCAUUUCUAAUGAAGUUUGUUCUCUUGCUGGGCACUGGGGUUUGGGAAAGCUGAUUGCUUUUUACGAUGACAACCACAUUUCCAUUGAUGGAGACACAGAGAUUGCAUUUACGGAAGAUGUAAAUGCCCGUUUUGAUGCCCUUGGCUGGCACACUAUCUGGGUGAAGAAUGGUAACACAGGCUAUGAUGAAAUCCGUGCUGCAAUAAAGGAAGCAAAGGCCGUCAAAGACAAACCCACAUUGAUCAAGGUGACCACCACCAUUGGUUUUGGGUCUCCAAACAAGGCAAACACAUAUAGCGUACAUGGAAGUGCAUUGGGUGCUAAGGAAGUUGAAGCAACCAGGCAGAACCUUGGAUGGCCUUAUGAGCCUUUUUUCGUACCUGAAGAUGUGAAGAGCCAUUGGAGCCGCCAUGUCCUGGAAGGUCCUGUUCUUGAAGCUGAAUGGAAUGCCAAGUUUGUGCAGUACGAGAAGAAAUAUAAAGAGGAAGCUGCAGAGCUGAAGCAGAUCAUAACAGGAGAACUGCCUGCUGGAUGGGAGGAGGCUUUUCCGACAUACACGCCUGAAAGUCCUGCAGAUGCCACAAGAAAUCUAUCUCAGCAAUGCCUCAAUGCUCUUGCUAAAGUACUCCCUGGGUUCCUUGGAGGUAGUGCCGAUCUUGCAUCCUCGAACAUGACACUGCUGAAGAUGUUUGGCGACUUCCAAAAGGACACACCUGAGGAGCGGAAUCUCCGUUUCGGUGUUAGGGAACAUGGAAUGGGUGCCAUAUGCAAUGGCAUUGCCCUGCACAGCCUGGGUAUGAUCCCUUACUGUGCUACUUUCUUUGUCUUCACGGACUACAUGAGAGCUGCCAUAAGGAUCUCAGCCUUGAGUGAGGCGGGAGUCAUCUAUGUGAUGACACAUGAUUCUAUUGGUCUUGGAGAAGAUGGUCCCACCCAUCAGCCCAUUGAGCAUCUGAUUAGCUUCCGAGCCAUGCCCAACAUUUUGAUGCUCCGUCCAGCUGAUGGGAAUGAGACUGCUGGGGCAUACAAGGUUGCAAUUCUCAACAGGAAGCGGCCAUCAAUCCUUGCUCUCUCCCGUCAGAAGCUUCCUCAGCUUGCAGGAACAUCAGCUGAACGAGUUGCAAAGGGAGGAUAUACUAUUUCAGACAACUCAUCUGGUAACAAGCCAGAUCUCAUUAUUAUGAGCACUGGCUCAGAAUUGGAGAUUGCUGCCAAGGCUGCAGAUGAGCUGAGGAAGGAGGGAAAAACAGUCCGAGUUGUGUCACUUGUCUCCUGGGAGUUGUUUGAUGAGCAAUCUGAUGAAUACAAGGAGAGUAUCCUCCCAGCUUCUGUAACUGCUAGAAUCAGCAUUGAAGCAGGAGCCACUCUUGGGUGGGAGAAGUUCGUCGGGGCCGGCGGCAAGUCCAUAGGGAUUGACCGGUUUGGGGCAAGUGCUCCUGGUGGGCGGAUUUACAAAGAAUUUGGUAUAACAGCGGAGAAAGUUAUAGAAGCAGCCAAGUCUCUAUAAGAUCAGCUUGUCUAGGGUCCUUCCUCUCCAAUGGUUACAAGGAGAACCUAGAUUCCGGAGCCGUGCUUCUGGGAGUUAAGAGUACACUGGUGUGGAAGAAGCCAGCUUUGGCAGAUUGAGUCUGGCGUUUGGCCUGUAAUAAAGCCCUUCAUAUUUUCUUGAACAUUUUCCACUUUAUAAUUCAUGAAGUUGAGCCCUCUUCUGGUUCUGAUUUAAUCAAACAACUGCAUCUGAUGGUUGCAUCAAGCUGUACUCUGUUGAUCUAUUAAAUUUUGAAUGCUUUCGUGGAAAGAUCUUUAAGAUGUAAUUUUGAACAUUUCACUUUUUGAACCGGCACUAUCUCAUCUCUUUGGUC
This is a messenger RNA of Elaeis guineensis (African oil palm), 2690 nucleotides long. The record is from RefSeq and is a predicted model, not a curated record. NCBI's taxonomy places the organism in Eukaryota, Viridiplantae, Streptophyta, Magnoliopsida, Arecales, Arecaceae.